AUGAAAGGAGUUACUGCCAUUUUAAGGAACUGGCCUGAAUACUGGUGGUCAUCGUUUAAAUACCUAUGGAUGGGACUCGGCAUGAUCGCCAUUAUAGUUUUAAUCGUUUAUAAUAGCGUAGUUGCAUUUUCAAUGCUGCCACCAACUUAUACGAAAAUGUUAAAAUCACAAAAUUCUUACAAUUCUGUAGAUAAUAUUUUAUCGGAAAAGUUGUCAACUUACGGUAUAUAUAUGCAUAUUUUUACUAAGAGCGAGGAUAAAGUCAACUUAGAUGAUUUUUUGCCUUAUAUUGAAAUAAUGUGCAAAAAAUAUAAAACAUUUAAAUUUAAUCUCAUCGUUGUUACACAUGAAACAAUUAAAUCAUUAGAUUACAUUAAUGAUGAAAUUAAUAAUGAUGUAGCUCUUAAUAUGUUGUGGAGUGAUAAAUCGUUUGAUAACGAUUACAAAGUUAUACGUAGUAAUCUAGCUAUUAGUUAUGUCUCACUCAAUAAAUAUCUAAAAAAUCCUAUGCUCCAAAAAAUUUCUAAGAGUUUGUCUAAUGAGUUUAUUGAAUUCUUAGUCAGAGCGUAUUCAAUAUGGGAGAAAGGUGGGUUAGCUUUCAAUCCUAUUAUUCUCACACCAAAAUCUCCUUAUCCUUUUUAUGUGGAAAAGAUACAAAACUUACUCAAUAUAAGGAAACAGGAACUGAAAACAAAUAAAAAUUUAAAGCAUACAAAAGAAUUACGAAGACCAAAGAAGGUCUUAAAUAACAUUCGUGAUAUAAUAGAUGCCUUGGACACCGAUGACAGAUCUUCCAAUAAUUUACAAUACAACUUAACGGAAGUAGAGGAUAAAUUUUAUAAAGAGAUAGUUAACAAUACAGAUGUAAAAGUUUUAUUUACUAAUGACUCUUUUUCUGAUAUUUUAAACUUAACUUCACGAGUUAAAAAUUACAAAAAUAAAAACCCACUGGUAGCAAGCGGUCUUAUUCAAAGAGAAAUUAACAAUAUCAGUGAUAGAAACUUUGAUGCGGAAUCAAAUAGUUUAGACAAUUUAACAGUGCCACAUUUACUUCCCAUGUUUUUACAAUAUUUACUGCCAAAAAAAGAAUCAGUGGAAGCAGAUAAAAAAAGUAAUAUUCCAAUUAACUUGAAAAAUUAUCAGCCUGACAUUCCUUUAAGUAAGCCUAAUGAAAUAAGUAAAGGAAAUUCUGCCGCUGCUUUCAUAAAAAAUAAAAAUCGAGAUUUAUUUGAAAAUAACGAAACAAAGUCGAAUUCGCAAGAUUAUGAAACUGAUGCCCAGUUAACAGUUGAUUUGAAAGGUAACUUAAUAGCUUCUAAUACACCUUGUCAUGCAUUAGUCGGAAAUUUUCUUAGUCAUGCGGCUUAUCAUAAUGAGGAAAAAACACUUACAGAUUUUAUCAUCACAGAGUUGACCGUUUUUUGUAAAGGAGUAAUCUCCUCUUGCAAGGCAGUCGAUGUAAUUUUGUCUUAA
Molecule: messenger RNA, 1473 nt
Organism: Parnassius apollo (apollo)
Lineage: Eukaryota; Metazoa; Arthropoda; Insecta; Lepidoptera; Papilionidae
Source: the annotation of a GenBank genome assembly